Messenger RNA from Lingula anatina, 2328 nucleotides. Its product is annotated as protein Njmu-R1. The record is from RefSeq and is a predicted model, not a curated record. NCBI's taxonomy places the organism in Eukaryota, Metazoa, Brachiopoda, Lingulata, Lingulida, Lingulidae. Gene Ontology annotation, cellular component: trans-Golgi network.
UUAUGGCUGAACUUCCGACAGCAGUAACUGACAACACACCACGCACAUUUUAUGCCCUUUAUACUUAUCAUACCAACAGGCUCAAUUCUGUCACAGAACGACAAAGCAAUUCAGUUUCAGAUUUUCUACAGAAAGAGGCAAAAGUAAAUGAGGAUUUCAGCUUAUCAGUCAUAUCAUGUAGCCUGGACACAGAGAAGGAAACUGAUUUAAGAAAAUUCAUAGCUAAGAAGCUUGCACGUGGCACAGUGUACAGUGGUAGCGGAAAUGUUACUGCAGUAGAUUUUCCGUUGAUAGAAGAUAGCAGUACCCCACUUGAGUGCUAUUAUUGCCUGAUACGCCAAGGAGUCGAUUUGGAGACAGUUGACCAAACACCCCCAGAGGAGGGAUUCUAUUGUAGAGAAUGUGUGGUUUGCUUUAUAUCUCCUGCUGAUGGAAGCUUGGAUUUAUUCAGACCAGAGUUGGACAAGUUCAGUGAUUCUCUUUUACCAUUGCUUGAAGAGCAGCAUCGUCUGGAAUUUGAAAAUAAGAUUGACAAGCUGACAGAUGUAAACCAGCAAUUGUCAAAAUACUUAGAGACUUGGCAAGAUACUGCGAUAAACUAUGUGUGCAGAUGUGUACAAUGUUUGGGACAAGAUAUUCAAUAUUUAAUCUAUGCAGCACUUAUGAAUAAUGUAGUGGAAUUUCAGGGAGACCAGGAACCACUCAAAACAGACCUGAAAAAGUUUAUUGAAAGCUGCAGCCUCUCUGAUCUUCUCAGUAGCUCCGGUGGAGAUGGCAAAGGUUCCGACUCUGGUUCUAACCAGUCUGCAGUAUUGGUUGAUAUCAUCCCAGGAGGACAGUGGCUCCCCCAGGUGCUCACUGUCACUGUACAGAAUGAUGCUUGUGAAAUACAGACCAAAACCAGUACAAAAUUUUGUGAAGAAUGGGCAAAGACCCUGACUAAUGGAGAGCAGAAAAGUGCUGUUUUUCUUAAACAUGUGAUGGAUAGCUUUAAACUUAAGGCUAUCCAAGACAUGAAUUCAUUGAAGAGGUUAAUUCAGCAGGCUGAAAAUGAUCACUAUGCCCUGUAUAGAGCCUAUGUGUUCUUAAAGAACUGUGGCAAUGGCAGGAUCCUCCUGCACCAUGCCAGUGUUGAGGACCACACCGUCACCUCUCCAGAGACCAGGGAUGUCCUGGUUGCACUGCAGGAAUUUAUCAAUGAAUCUGGAGGACUGGAACUGCUACAGACUUGAAACAGUGCACUGAACUGUUCUUUGGUCAAAUGUUUGGAAUAUUUGAUUCCAACAUAUUUUUCAAGUCGCAAUAAUUGAUCUUAGGGUGUUCUUAAGUUCAUCUAUUUGAUUUGAAAACAGCAGAAUUUGUUAAAUGUGAAAUUGUAAACAAGGGAGAGGAACACAUUUCUUUUUUAAAAAAAUUGGGCAGCUUGGGUUGCCAAUUCUUGACAUUCCUCGAGUAAGGAUCAGUAACAAUAACAUUCCAUCUACUUUGACUUUGUUUAAAGAUAAGAAAAAAAACACCAGUUUUGUCACAGAUGUGUUGGUAAAUGAACAUUCUUCAUUUAAAUUUUACUAUUUAUUUAAAAAUUCCCCAGUUGCUGAACGCAGGCAAUGCUGAAGUUUCAGAAGUUCAAGGAAUGCAUUUUCAUUCCUUUUGGUACUAGUCAGUAGUGGUUUUCAAGUUUUGAUUUCAAAUAAUUAAAAACCUUAUGCAUUUGUGUCAGUAUGCUUGGUGCUUAUGGGAUAUAUUGUGAUUUUUUUUUUUUGGACACUGGUCAACGUUUAGUUUCAAGCAGCCAAACUCGUUCACACAACUUGAUACUUAUUCAGGUGAAAUUUUGUUCAGUGCUGUAAUUACUGUUGUGCUAUAUAAUAUCCAAUUAUUUUUGAAGUCGGAUCAAUUCUAGUUAUGGCUGCCUGCAGUAUAAGUAUAGAUGGACAAUACAGUUAUCAACAUUUCAUCCAUUAAUGUGUGAAAAGUACUGCAUAACUUACAAAGCUAAUUUCAGAUUUAAAUAAAAAUAAUAUGCAAUUUCAAUUGCUAGAAUUGAAAGAAAAAAUUACCAAAGCACUUAGUGCAUGGGUGUCCAUUAAUAUCAAGAAAUGUGAAUGGAUUUAGUUAAAAACUUUAUUAGCCAUUUGUUCACAUCACUAAAAACAAUUUGAUAUCAUAAUUCAUUAAGAUGUGCAUGUCAGUAAAUGUUUUUGUCAUCUGUUUCUAAUGAAAUGAACAAAUUUACCAAUUAAGUUGUACAGCUACAUUCAAAAGCAAUGAAAAAAUGGAAGGCACAUAUGCAAUAUAUCACAAAAUAAAAUUCUAGAUACCCCAUUA